This is a messenger RNA of Mesorhabditis belari, 1452 nucleotides long. Lineage: Eukaryota; Metazoa; Nematoda; Chromadorea; Rhabditida; Rhabditidae. The record is from the annotation of a GenBank genome assembly.
AUGCGGCACCGGGUUUGCUUUUUCGUCACCUCGUUAACGCUUUUCGCGUGGUCGACCACCCAUGAGCUCAUGCAGAGUCCCGACGUUGAGAUCGAAGCCCUUGAAGACGAUCCAUUCGAGAAUCGAAGCUUCGUUGAAGGAUCCUCGAAAAAGUUGACAGAGUAUUUGUUGAAAAGGCACAAUCCAAGCGCUCCACCGGAUGGGCGGUUGAUUGUCGAGUACGAGAUGGAGAUCGUCCACAUUCUAGGAAUUGACGAGCUAAAGCAAACGAUGACCGUGCUGGUUUACGUGGAUGAGCGCUGGCAUGACCCGUCGCUCGCGUGGAAUCCCGACGAGUUCGGCGGCAUCACGAAGACGUGGUUGCCGUUGGAGAAGAUUUGGAUCCCCGACAUCAUCAUUUUCAAUAUGGUUAGGCUCGACCACGAGGAUCUCCUGACCGCGGUGCGCGCGCCGGCACUCAUUUUGCACAAUGGUUCCGUUGAGACGUCGAAGCCGUUCGUUUCCACAGUCAGUUGCGAAAUCCACAUCGAGCACUUCCCGCUCGACGAUCAGAAUUGCUCGCUUGAGAUUGCCUCCUGGGUUUACGGGAAAGACAAAAUCAAAUUGCACGGGCACAAAGAGCACGCCACCGAUCACUACACGACGAACGAGGAGUGGAAUUUGUUGAGGGUACGUGUGCAAGAGCGCGAGUUCGAGCACGAGGGCAUCAACGUGAGCGAGAUCAAGUACGAGGUGCACGUGAAAAGAAAACCCUUGUUUUACAUGGUCACGCUCACUUUUCCCUCGUACAUCAUGUGUGCAAUCUCGAUCGUUGGACUUUUUGCAAGGUUUUCGACGACGGGAGAAAGAGAGGAGCGCUUCACCCUUGGCGUCACGUCGAUCUUGACGAUGGCCGUGCUGUCGCUGGUGGUCAGUGAAAAGGUGCCGCACAGCUCGACGGCUGUACCAUUGUUGGUUGCCUACUUUCUCUUCAACAUGGUGAUCGUCAGUGUUGCGGCAAUGACAACCGGGAUUGUCAUGAGAGUUCAUCGACUUGGCCGCUACGGCAGAGAGCCCCCGCAUUGGUUGCUAUACAUUUUUCUCUUGAGACCGAAAAAGUACACGAAAGUUCGCCGAUCACCAGACUCACCCUUCCAUCAGCUCGUCGCCGCGCACGAGCGAAACGGUGCGCUCAUUGACCCGACUCAGCGAAAGAUCAAAUUAAUAGAGGUGUUUAUCAAGCGAUUGAUCGACGCUUGCGAGAAUAUACAGCUACAAAUGGACGAGCUCGACAUUCACGAGCAUGUCUCGCAAAAGAAAAAGCAAGAAUCGAAUGGAUAUGUGCGCAUCGCGGAACGUCUCGAUUUGAUUUUUAUGACAAUUUUUCUUUCGCUCGUCACCGUGCCCGUGAUGCUCCUUUUCUAUUGGACAAAGAAAAUGUACUCGUUGCCGAGUUUAGGCGAUUCAAAACAU